UCAGUUGGUCACAUUGAUCAUGUACUAAGUUGGAAGUAUCUGAUCAGAAAGAGACUAUUACAUUGUAAGUUCUAGUAAAAUAGACUUAGUGAGUAAAAUUUUAAGUUUUUUAUUUGUCUCCGUGGUUUUUUAUCAGUAUUUUCGUAGGAAGAGGUGUUCUUAUUAAAUCUGAAAGUUUUGGGCUGAACCACUAUUGUGUGUCAACCAUGGCAGCCUUACCAAGAAGAAUCAUCAAGGAAACCCAACGUUUGAUGCAAGAACCAGUGCCCGGAAUCAGUGCAGUUCCUGAUGACAGCAAUGCUCGAUAUUUUCAUGUGAUCGUUACAGGGCCUGAGGAUUCUCCUUUUGAAGGUGGUCUUUUUAAGUUGGAAUUAUUUUUGCCUGAAGAUUAUCCUAUGUCAGCUCCAAAAGUUAGAUUUAUUACAAAAAUUUAUCACCCUAACAUAGAUAGAUUGGGUAGAAUAUGCCUUGAUAUACUAAAAGAUAAAUGGAGCCCUGCCCUUCAAAUCAGAACAGUACUUUUAUCCAUUCAAGCACUGCUCAGCGCAACCAUCCCAGAUGAUCCACUAGCAAAUGAUGUUGCAGAGUUAUGGAAGGUUAAUGAAAGUGAAGCUAUACGUAAUGCGAAGGAAUGGACUCGAAGAUAUGCCAUGGACAAUUGACUGUCAAAUGUGACUUCGCCUGAGUUUUGACUUGUAUUUCUUCGCAUCUACAAACUGUUGUCAAUGAUACAGACAUUGUUAGGCUACAGUACUACCUGCAUGAAACAUGCGUCAAGUUUUAUGUACAGUUCAACAAUGUUUAUAAAAGAAUGAAUUAAAAUUUGCCCAAGAUUAA
Molecule: messenger RNA, 837 nt
Organism: Homalodisca vitripennis (glassy-winged sharpshooter)
Lineage: Eukaryota; Metazoa; Arthropoda; Insecta; Hemiptera; Cicadellidae
Product: ubiquitin-conjugating enzyme E2 N-like
Source: RefSeq, a predicted model, not a curated record